UUGAUGUGAUACAGUUAUUAUAAACGGAGCGUCGAGACGUCCGGAGUGUCGCAUUUUAAAGCGGUGAAUGGAACAGCUUAAGCGAAUAGUGCUCGGCUACGACGAGUUUUUGUGUAAUCUAUUAAUCGUCAAUUGUGACGGAUCGAACACACCAGGCCUGAUGGAGCCAGGUACUCAACGAGAACUGCAUACAGCAGAUCCCAACCUCCGCUUGCUCCGUCAAGGCCAGUCCUGAGUAUCGGGUGUUCAACUCAACCCGCAACUCACCCAACAUUACUCCACCCUCCCCUUUUCUACUCCUUCUACCCAUCUCAGCCCACCCCUGGCUCUUCUACCAGCCCUCCCGCUCGCUCCCGAGAUGAUUGGCAAGCUGAAGCAGAAUUUACUAGUGGCCUGCUUGGUCAUCAGCUCCAUCACAGUCUUCUACCUGGGGAGGCACGCUAUGGAGUGCCACCACCGGAUUGAGGAGCGCAGCCAGCCACUGGUCAGCAGCUUGCGCACCACCCUUCACACGGGCCAGAACCUCAGCAACCCCUUCAUCUACAAUAAAGACAUGCCUCUUGUAUUUAUUGGUGGUGUUCCUCGCAGUGGUACCACUCUAAUGCGGGCCAUGCUGGAUGCUCACCCUGAAGUACGUUGUGGGGAAGAGACCCGUGUCAUUCCUCGCAUUCUGGCUAUGAAGCAGAUGUGGAGUCGCUCUGGGCGGGAGAAGAUGCGUCUAGAUGAAGCCGGAGUAACGGACGAGGUCUUGGACUCAGCAAUGCAGGCUUUCUUGUUGGAGAUCAUUGUAAAGCACGGGGAGCCAGCAGCCUACCUGUGCAAUAAAGACCCUUUUGCCCUUAAAUCCCUCACCUACCUUGCUAAGAUUUUCCCCCAUGCUAAGUUCAUCCUUAUGAUCCGUGACGGCAGGGCCUCCGUCCACUCCAUGAUCUCCCGCAAAGUCACAAUCGCCGGGUUUGACUUGAGCAGCUACCGGGAUUGCCUAACAAAGUGGAACCGGGCCAUAGAGACAAUGUAUACACAGUGCCUAGAGGCAGCGGACAAGUGCCUUCCUGUGCACUAUGAACAGCUUGUCCUACACCCAGAAAAGUGGAUGAGGACACUUCUAAAAUUUCUCAACAUUCCUUGGAACGAGGCAGUUCUGCAUCACGAGGAUCUCAUUGGAAAAGUAGGAGGCGUUUCACUCUCCAAGGUAGAGAGAUCCACAGACCAAGUGAUCAAGCCUGUCAAUGUGGAGGCCUUAUCCAAGUGGGUGGGUAAAAUCCCCCCAGAUGUGCUGCGGGACAUGGCAGUUAUCGCCCCCAUGCUGGCCAGGCUUGGUUAUGAUCCCCACGCCAACCCCCCCAACUACGGCCGGCCCGACCCCCUUGUCCUGGACAAUACUAGAAGGAUUCAGAAAACAGAAAACUCAAACCCAAGAUAGGAGGAGAAGAAGACUUUACCCGUAGACGUGGGGUCUUACUCAGCUGCUGCACUCUUCCUGUGUUUCAGGGUUGAGUAGAAGCAGAUGCCGUGGGACCAUGAUGGACUUACUGUACAUCACCCAUGCUAUGCUGGGACCACCAUGCAUGGAAACACUUACAAACACACACAGGACUUUGGGUCCGGACCACUCUCUGUAGGACAGUUUGGCCUUUGGUGUUGUACUGUAACAAUUGUGGCCUAAGAAUGUCAUUGCUGUUCUUAAUAUUUUGUCUUUUUCAUUUCUAUUUUUCCACUCUGCUCUUUUGAUUUCCUGGCUUCAUAAACCUGUGAUUCUGUUAUAAGAAAAUACAGUGGACUAAUUGAUUAGCAAAAGGAAGUAUUUAUGGAGAAAAGUUAGCUUUAGAAUACAAGAUGCAAUCUCUAUUUUAAUGUGUUUUUUAAUGCCUUUGUAAUGUGCAAUUUCUUGAGUACUGAUUGAUGUACAAGAUCUUGAGCUAUUGAGAGUUUGUAGAGAUAGAUCUGCAUUUUUGUUCUCUGCAUUCACAACGGAGUGACCUUAUGUACAUUGAGAGUUGUAAUAAAUGACCUGUCAGUGUAAAUCUGUACAAAAUGUCUUUGUGGCACUAUAAAAUAUUGUUCUGUUUGUUUGAGUAUCCCGAUGGUCCACCUCAGUAACAUUAAUCAAUGAUGUGCAUUUGGGGAGGGACUACCUGUUUGAUCAGCGGUAGACGGGGAGGAAUGUUUAUUUUUGCAAUUCCGUUUGGCACUUCCGCUUUAAUUAAAAUCAUAAAGAGAAAGUCCACUUUUCAAAUGACCAAAAUAGGUGCAUAGUUAAGAUUAGUUGGAGCUUAUUUGAAACCUUUCAACCUCUGUCCAUUAGUUGCUUAGUAAGAAACAAGACUGGGUGUGCCAAGGAAAACAGGAUGUGCAAUAACUAAAGCGCAAUUAAGUGACUGUUAACCACUUUUUUUUUUUUUUUUAAGCUAUAAUUCAUUUAUUGACAUGUUACGUUUUAAUGGCUUAACAAUUUAAUGACACUUUUAUAAAUGGAUUAGGUAUGCCUGUUAAUGUAUCAAAAAUAAUAGGCUUAAUAAUUUGUUACAAAGUUCAAAUGAAUUGUUUUGGAAUGAUAGAUAAUUGUCUAAACGAUGACAAAAAUACACUAGGUUUUAGUAUACAUUCAUUGGUUCAAAAACAUAACUGUGGAUAAGAAAUAAGUAAUGCAUUGUGUUGAACAGACGAAUGCACAACUGUAAGAAAAUUCUAAAUCUCAACUUUCUUUGUAUUCUUUGGGAACUGAGAGGUUUGUUCAUAAUAAAA
Molecule: messenger RNA, 2745 nt
Organism: Xyrauchen texanus (razorback sucker)
Lineage: Eukaryota; Metazoa; Chordata; Actinopteri; Cypriniformes; Catostomidae
Gene: tpst1
Product: tyrosylprotein sulfotransferase 1
Exons: 5
Coding region: 359-1423 (354 amino acids)
Biological process (GO): peptidyl-tyrosine sulfation
Cellular component (GO): Golgi apparatus
Molecular function (GO): protein-tyrosine sulfotransferase activity
Source: RefSeq, a predicted model, not a curated record